Messenger RNA from Magnolia sinica, 2581 nucleotides. RefSeq names its product subtilisin-like protease SBT1.4. The record is from RefSeq and is a predicted model, not a curated record. The transcript has a single exon. Gene Ontology annotation, biological process: proteolysis. Lineage: Eukaryota; Viridiplantae; Streptophyta; Magnoliopsida; Magnoliales; Magnoliaceae. The coding region runs from base 52 to 2352 and encodes 766 amino acids. Gene Ontology annotation, molecular function: serine-type endopeptidase activity.
UUCUACUCCAAUCUCCACUGAGAGAGCGAGCGAGAGAAAGAUAGAGAGGCCAUGGCCAAAUCCAAUCCGUUCAUCAUCGUUCUUCUCCUCUCCAUCGUCCCCAUCACACUCUGCCACGAAUCUCAGCGCACCUACAUCGUCCACGUGUCGAAAUCCCACAAGCCCGCCAUCUUCGAUACUCACCACGACUGGUACUCCUCCAACCUCCGAUCCCUGGCCAGCUCAUCCCCCCACCCGACCAAACUCCUCUACACCUACGAUCACGCUGUCCAUGGCUUCGCGGCCCACCUCAGCCCAUCACAAGCGUCCGAUCUCCUCCGAUUCCCCGGCAUCCUAUCCGUCAAUCCCGAACGCGUCCAUCAGAUCCACACCACACACACUCCCAAAUUCCUAGGCCUGGCCGAAACCGUCGGCCUGUGGCCCGACUCCGAUUACGCUGAUGAUGUGAUCAUCGGCGUCCUCGACACCGGCAUCUGGCCGGAGCGCAGAAGCUUCUCCGAUGCCGGCCUCUCCGCCAUCCCUGAUCGGUGGAAGGGCGUCUGUGAGGUGAGCGCUGAAUUCCCUGCAUCCUCCUGUAAUAAGAAGAUCAUCGGCGCCAGAACGUUCUAUAAGGGUUACGAGUACUCGAGGGGGUGGCCCAUCGAUCCGACGGAGGAGUCGAAAUCCCCGAGGGACACCGAGGGGCACGGGACCCACACAGCAUCAACCGCGGCCGGCGCAUCUGUGGCCGAUGCCGGAUUCUACGAAUAUGCCGCCGGAGAGGCCCGCGGGAUGGCGACCAAGGCCAGGAUCGCGGCGUACAAGAUCUGCUGGAGCCUUGGAUGCUACGAUUCCGAUAUACUCGCGGCCAUGGAUCAGGCGAUCGUCGAUGGCGUCGACGUAAUUUCGCUCUCCGUAGGGGCCAACGGCUACGCCCCGCGGUAUGAUGAUGAUUCAAUUGCGAUCGGCUCGUUCGGCGCUGUCCAGAACGGAGUUCUGGUUUCGUGCUCGGCGGGGAAUUCAGGUCCCGGCCGGUACACGGCGGUGAACAUAGCGCCGUGGAUCUUGACGGUUGGCGCGUCGACGAUCGAUAGGGAAUUCCCCGCCGAUGUCGUUCUCGGCGAUGGGAGCGUCUAUGGCGGAGUGUCGCUCUACUCGGGCAAUCCGUGCUCCCCGAAUCUGACAAUCGUCUAUGCUGCCGACUGUGGCAGCCGCUACUGCUAUUCAGGCCGUCUCGACUCGUCGAAAGUCGCCGGGAAGAUUGUAGUCUGCGACCGCGGCGGAAACGCCCGCGUCGCCAAGGGCAGUGCGGUGACAUUGGCCGGUGGUGCCGGCAUGAUUCUUGCCAAUACAGAAGAUAGUGGCGAAGAGCUGCUCGCCGAUUCUCAUCUCAUCCCAGCCACAAUGGUAGGCCAAAAAGCCGGCGACAAGAUCCGGCAAUACGCCCGAUCAGAUCCAUCGCCUACUGCAAGCAUAGUAUUCCGUGGGACAGUGAUCGGAACAUCUCCGGCCGCUCCUCAGGUAGCAUCAUUCUCCAGCCGGGGCCCCAAUUACCGCACGCCGGAAAUUCUCAAACCGGACGUGAUCGCACCUGGCGUUAACAUCUUGGCUGGUUGGACUGGAUUCACUAGCCCAACCGAUCUCGAGAUCGACCCAAGACGAGUGGAAUUCAAUAUCAUCUCCGGCACAUCUAUGUCCUGUCCGCACGUCAGCGGCCUCGCCGCUCUGCUCCGAAAGGCCCACCCGACGUGGAGCCCAGCAGCAAUCAAAUCCGCCCUCAUCACCACUGCCUACAAUCUAGACAAUGCUGGUGGGACAAUCAAAGAUCUGGCGAGUGGCGAUGAAUCCACACCGUUCAUUCGUGGAGCCGGACACGUACAACCCAACAAUGCACUCGAUCCUGGCCUUAUCUACGACAUCCAAGUCGAUGAUUACAUCGGAUUCCUCUGCUCCAUCGGAUUCAAUGCUAGGCGGAUAGCAGUUUUCACUAAGGGCAAUGUCAAUUGCUCGGAGAAAGGUUUGGAUAAUCCCGGCGAUUUGAAUUAUCCAUCUUUCUCCGUCGUUUUCGAAUCCAAUACAGCCGUUGUUCAGUACAGAAGGGUGGUGACCAAUGUCGGAGGGACGGCAGCUGCAGUCUAUGAAGCGAAAGUUUCCGGCCCGCCGACGGUCGAGAUCACCGUCUCACCGAGCAAGCUUGUGUUUAGUGAAAAAAACCAGAGCUUAUCUUAUGUGAUUACAUUUUCUUCUGUAGCCCACCCAUCCAUGCUCACUGCGACAGAGAGCUUUGGUUCGAUCACUUGGAGCGAUGGGGCCCACCUGGUGAGGAGCCCGAUCGCGUUUACCUGGCGUCAGGGAUCAGUGGCUGAGAUGUGAUGAGUGUUAGUUCUGUUUUAGAUGAACACAAUGUAAGAAGUGUUUGUAAUCUGAUUAGAGUGGAACUGUUUGGUAGUGCUCCAAAUCGCGAUUGGUUCCUACAUCCUAUUUGCAUUUCGGGCAGCGCAGAAAGCUGGAAAUGGGAUUUAGAUUCUGUUUUCCGGAAUUUUAACGGCUGAUGCUGGAACUUACAAACGCAUCCUUAAUAAGGAUUUACAGUUUUUGUCUA